AUGCCUAAGGCGACCCUCGAUUCUCUAUGGGGUUCUCUGGAAGGAAAAUUCAAUAAAUUUGUUGCCGGUGAUAAUGUGGAUGAAAGUGGAGAGAAACCUUCCGACUCUCAGGAAGCUGUUGGACCUUACUCUUAUUUCGGCGCCAGCACGAAUCCAACCUCGAAUGUUCCAUCCCGUAGUGCCUCUGCCGUAGAUUUUCGCUCAGCUUCUAAUUCGACAGCAUCCAAUGUGACACUGCAAAAGCCGGUUAAUGGGCGACAACGAAGAUCUUCAACACCUGGUGUGAAAAACGCGCACGCCGAUGCUCAUGCGAUGAAUGGAUACCUUUCUGGCACACUCAGUCCAGCAGCCUUUGAUGGACAGACUUCGGUAUCUCCUGUUCCCGAAGGUCAAUCUUCUAUAGACAAUGCUAAUAAUUACGGGUAUUCGGGUCAGGGACAGAAUAUGAAUUCAUUUUCUAAUCCUAGCAUUUUUCAACCUUCGGAAACUGGAAAUUCAAAUACAUACCAAUACGGAUCAAACUUGUAUAGUCAACAAGCUCAACCGGAUUACAACACAAUUUCUCCAACUGGUUAUGACACCGGACCCAAUGCGAUGCAACAGAACAAAGAUCAAUCUACAUAUUCAUAUUACAAUUCGUACGAAAACCCAACAUAUACAAAUAACUCUGAUUGGUGGGGUAGUUCUUAUUCUGCGACCAAUUAUAACCAAACGCAAGAUCAGACACAAACCAAUAACUUGGAGGGUGAAUUUAUAUCACCUAUGGAUAACAAAUUAACCCAUUUUUCAUCGGCUCCCGAACCAGCCACUUCGAAAGACAGUAAUAAUGAGUGGAACGAUGAUCUAGGAUUAAGUAAUAAUUCUUUUUCAAAAAAGAAGAAUGUGGAAUUCAAAGAGUACACUGAAAAUGACGAACAC
Acaulospora colombiana is the source of this 918-nucleotide messenger RNA. NCBI's taxonomy places the organism in Eukaryota, Fungi, Glomeromycota, Glomeromycetes, Diversisporales, Acaulosporaceae. The record is from the annotation of a GenBank genome assembly.